AAUGAGCUCAGUUUGGUGGAGUUUUAUGCUCCAUGGUGUGGUCAUUGUAAGGCCUUGGCCCCUGCCUAUGAGAAAGCAGCCAAACAACUCAGUAUACAGACCGACCCUAUCCCCCUCGCUAAGGUGGAUGCUACCGUGGAAACAGAGCUGGCCUCGGAGUAUGAGGUCUCGGGCUACCCCACCAUGUUCCUCUUCAGGAAGGGCAAGAAAUACGAGUAUAAUGGACCCAGGGAUGAAAAUGGUAUUGUGAACUACUUGAUAAAACAACAAGGGGAGGCAUCCAAACUGAAGUUAAGUGUGAAGGAUGUGAAAUCAUCCAUGAAGCCCAGCGAGAUCUUUGUAAUGGGCUUCUUUGACAACCUGAAUGAUCCGAAACUCCGGAUUUAUAUGGACGCAGCCAACACCAUGAGGGAGGAGUUUUCUUUUGGUCACACUUUAGAUCCGUCCAUUGCUGAUGCCUUCAAGACAAACCCAGGAACUGUCCUAGUUUUCAACCCGGAGAGAUUUUACACCAAAUACGAACCCAAGUGGCACAUAAUGAAGCUGGAUGACGUUGAGGAUGAAGGAGACAUUGUGGAGUUUGUCAGGAAGAGAGAAGUUCCAUUAGUGGGUCAAUACACAGCUAAUAAUAUCAAACAAUACCAGAAGUAUAGACCUCUCUGCUUCGUCUUCUACACUGUGGAUUGGAGCUUUGAUCACAGAGAAGCAACGCAGCUCUGGAGAAACAAAGUGGCUAAAAUUGCCAACAACCACAAAGAGGUGAAGUUUGCCAUCGCUGACGAGGACGAACACAGCCACUUGAUAGCCGAGUUUGGAUUGGAUGAUUCAGGGGAGGAAAUUAACAUCGCUUGUUACGGCCCAGACGGCAAGAAGUACCCGAUGGAACCCAUGGAAGAAUGGGAAGAUGACGAUGUGGAGGAAUUCAUCACUAAAAUGAAGAAAGGCAAACUGACACCCCAUUUAAAGUCCCAACCUGUCCCAAAACGCAACGACGGACCAGUUAAAACAGUAGUCGCCAAAUCCUUUGACAAAAUCGUGAAAGAUAAAUCUAAAGACGUCUUGAUUGAACUGUAUGCUCCGUGGUGCGGACACUGCAAGCAGCUAGAACCAAUUUAUAGAGACCUCGCCACCAAGGUAAAAAAAGAGAAAAAUCUCGUCAUAGCCAAGAUGGACGCCACUGCGAAUGACGUGUCCGAGUUAUAUAAGGCCGAGGGCUUCCCCACAAUUUAUUUUGCCCCCUCAGAUAAUAAAGACGCUCCUCUGAAAUAUAGUGGAGGUCGGACAGUGGACGAUUUUAUGAAAUAUCUGAAAGAACACGCUACAGUGGCCUUUAAAGGGAAGGACGAGUUAUAACGCUUGUUACUGGUGUAGCAGAAAAACGUAAUCUCUCAUAAUAUUUAAUAAAGCAUAUCUGCUUAGUGCAGGUUUCCUUUCUUUUCAUUACAAGGUUGUUAAUUUCGAAAAAGGAAAAUUUUCAAUAAAAAUUUUCUUUUCUUUUUUAUAAAACUUUUUUGGCAUCUAAUGAAAUACAUUACCUUUUUCACUUGUACAUAAUCUCUUAAUCUUUUUUUAAAUAAUAAAACACGGGAUAAACAUAUUGUUUAAAAGCGGAUCUGUACUUUGAAGGAGACUUCACCAAAUAUAUUCAUGUUUAUUUUUAUACUUUAUGUGAGGGUGAAAAAAAAUACAUUAAUUCACAGUGUAAAUGAUUUCAUUUGUAAAUUUAAGAUUGCAUGAAAAUGAAAGAAAAUUGGUUAUUGAUACAUAUAUGAAGAUGAUAAUUUUAUUUCAAUUGUAUGAAGCCUUGAUUGAUAUGAAAUCUUUGAUUGAAAAGGAAAGAAAAAAAUUAGCUGCAAAAAUUUAUGAAUGUUAAUGAUUUAUUUGUUGGUCGUAAUGUUUUUUAAUUAAACCUGGAUGAAAAUAAAGUUUUUGAGGUUAAAAAAUAAUGAACACUGUAAUUUUAUAUAUUUUGUAUCGAAUGAUUGCUU
Messenger RNA from Saccostrea cuccullata (small rock oyster), 1988 nucleotides. Its product is annotated as protein disulfide-isomerase A4-like. NCBI's taxonomy places the organism in Eukaryota, Metazoa, Mollusca, Bivalvia, Ostreida, Ostreidae. The record is from RefSeq and is a predicted model, not a curated record. Gene Ontology annotation, cellular component: cell surface; endoplasmic reticulum. Gene Ontology annotation, molecular function: protein disulfide isomerase activity. The transcript is spliced from 7 exons. The annotation marks the transcript as partial. Gene Ontology annotation, biological process: response to endoplasmic reticulum stress; protein folding.